AUGUCAAAUUAUCCCAUCUCAAAAAGGAAAUGCCAAAAUAUGUGUCAAGGGAUAUUUAAUGACAAGAAACGAGAAACAAGAGGACAUAUAUUAUUGGUGCUGCGAAAAAAGAAAAUUAAUGGCCUGCACAUGUCAACAUCGGGCUUGACCUCUAAUUCAAUGAAUGCUAAUUCAUCAGUGCUAGGAGCUCAAAACAGCCUACCCUAUUGCAACAGUCACAUGAUGACAUCAUCUCCUACUUCUGAACUAGUCCCAUCAACACCACAAUGUACUCAAAAUGUAAACAUCCAAAACCAAGCACCGGAAUAUUUAACAUCGUACUUAGGCUCUAAUCUAUACAAAAACGCAGUGCCUGGAACUCAAUGUUGUCCACCAUAUUAUGCCAGUUUAAUAAAUGCAGUCAUAAAAACUUUUGAAGAUAGUCGAAAUCAGAGUAAAAUAUAUAUGACAAUUUGGGAAACUAUAGUAACAUUUGCUCAACAACAUAAUAUAGAAUUAGAAGUCCCCAAUAAAAUAUCUAAACGGAAAAGAACAGAGCCUGAAUUUCUGAAAAAUUUUGUUGUAACUACAACAACUGCAGCUGAACACGAGGACUCUAAUAAUGAAACUAAUUUAAUUGAUUACUGGAAAGUACAUGCUUACUAUCCAAUAAUAGACGAGGUUGUAAAUAAUCUGAAGACAAGAUUUUCUGCGGAGAGUUUGAAUUUGGCAAUUUCUAUUGAUCACUUUUUCAAUCUGGACUAUGAAAAAAGUUCAUUUUUUAUUCAACAAUAUAAGGAUUUACUGAAAGUUGAUUUGAAUUCACUUCAAGCUGAAAUGAUGGUUGCCAAAAACUGUAUUCAAAACUAUAAUAAUAAACCUGAACCGGGACCUGAACAAAAAAAUCAAAUAAAUUUAUUCAAAAAAAAUAUAACUAUUUCAACUUUUCCUAAUGUAUAUAAACUUUUAAAUUUAGCUCUGACCUUACCAAUUUCUUCAGCAUCAUGUGAGAGGUCAUUUUCGACAAUGAGACGUAUCAACACAUAUAUACGGUCAACUAUGACUCUAGACCGUUUUUCCUCACUGGCAAUACUAAAUAUUGAAAGAGAUAUUUCAAAUAAUAUUGAUUCUAAUGAUAUAUUAAAUAUCUAUUCAAAAACUAAUAGACGCUUGGAAUUAUAG
Messenger RNA from Rhopalosiphum padi (bird cherry-oat aphid), 1161 nucleotides. RefSeq lists its product as uncharacterized. The record is from RefSeq and is a predicted model, not a curated record. NCBI's taxonomy places the organism in Eukaryota, Metazoa, Arthropoda, Insecta, Hemiptera, Aphididae. The coding region runs from base 1 to 1161 and encodes 386 amino acids. Gene Ontology annotation, molecular function: protein dimerization activity. The transcript has 5 exons.